Messenger RNA from Chionomys nivalis (European snow vole), 1602 nucleotides. RefSeq names its product testis specific serine kinase substrate (gene Tsks). The transcript is spliced from 10 exons. The coding region runs from base 147 to 1568 and encodes 473 amino acids. Gene Ontology annotation, cellular component: centriole. The record is from RefSeq and is a predicted model, not a curated record. Gene Ontology annotation, molecular function: protein kinase binding. Lineage: Eukaryota; Metazoa; Chordata; Mammalia; Rodentia; Cricetidae.
UGAGCAGGAAGCGAAAGCGGGAAGAAGGGAGACGGUAGCUGAAAGAAGCAGGGGGGUCCGGUGGCCUCAGUGGACAUAAGCCCCGCUCCUCCCUCUGGCACCCCAUCCCCACCAUCUCCUGGGUCACCUGCAGGGUGGAGCCCCGGAUGUCCCACUGGUGCCUGAACCUCAAGCGGUCCUCAGCCUGCACCAAUGUGUCCUUGCUCAACUUGACUGCUAUGGAGCCCGACUCGUCAGGCACAGACUCCACCACGGAGGACAGUGGCCCACUGGCUCUGCCAGGGCCACCUGCUUCCCCUGCAACAGCCUGGGCUCCCGAGGACCCUGACAGCACAGAACUUCUGAGUGGGGUCAACAGUGGAUUGGUGCGUGCCAAAGACUCCAUCACCAGCUUGAAGGAAAAGACUACAAGGGUUAAUCAGCACAUUCAGACCCUGCAGAGCGAGUGCUCUGUGCUCAGUGAGAAUCUGGAGCGGCGGCGGCAGGAGGCAGAAGACUUGGAGGGUUACUGCAGUCAGUUGAAGGAGACCUGCCGCAAGGUGACCCGCUCAGUGGAAGACGCUGAAAUCAAAACCAACGUCCUGAAGCAGAACUCUGCCUUGUUGGAGGAGAAGCUAAGGUACCUCCAGCAGCAACUGCAGGAUGAGACGCCUCGGAGGCAAGAAGCCGAGCUGCAGGAGUUGGAGCAGAAGCUGGUGGCCGGCCUCUCCCGGCGUGGCCUGAGCUCUGCCACUCCCAGUCAGGGGUGCUCCGGCCCGCCCGGCAGUCCCGAGGAACCCCCGCGGCCGCGAGGCCUGACCUCUAGUAGCUGGGGCAUGGCACUCCGGGCAGCGGAGGGACAUUCGCUGACAGAGCAGCAGUUGCAGAAGGUGUCCACCAGCCUGGACGAGCUGAGGAGGGAGGUGUCCUCACUGGCAGCCCGGUGGCAUCAGGAGGAGGGGGCAGUGCAGGAAGCCCUGCGAUUGCUGGGUGGCCUAGGUGGCCGGCUGGAUGGCUUUCUGGGCCAGUGGGAACGGGCACAGCGGGAGCAGGCACAGUCUGCGUGGGGCUUGCAGGAGCUGCGAGGACAGGCAGAUGAACUGUGCACAAUGGUGGAGAGAUCAGCAGCGUCUAUGGCUUCACUGAGGAGCGAACUGGAGGUUCUGGGACCAGUGAAGCCAAUUUUGGAGGAGCUGGGGCGGCAACUUCAGAAUUCCCGAAGGGGAGCUGACCAUGUCUUGAACUUGGAUCGGUCUACCCAAGGCCUCUGUGCCCGCUGUGCCAGCCAGGGGCAGCAGUUGUCCACAGAGUCUCUGCGGCAGCUUCUGGAACGUGCGCUGGCCCCGCUGGUGGAUGAGGUGAAGCAAAAAGGCCUGGCUCCUGCUUGCCCCAGCUGCCAGAGGCUACACAAGAAGAUUCUGGAGCUGGAGCACCAGGCCUUGGCCAAACAAGUCAGGGCAGAGGCCCUGAGCUUCACCCUUCGGCUGGCCCAAGACGAAGCCGUUCGGGCCAAGAACCUACUGCUGACGGACAAGAUGAAGCCGGAGGAGAAGGUGGCCACUUUGGACUAUAUGCAUUUGAAGAUGUGAUCUCUCCAAGACCAGCUCAACCACCUGCCACUUG